Molecule: messenger RNA, 906 nt
Organism: Pygoscelis adeliae (Adelie penguin)
Lineage: Eukaryota; Metazoa; Chordata; Aves; Sphenisciformes; Spheniscidae
Gene: CLDN20
Product: claudin 20
Exons: 1
Coding region: 247-906 (219 amino acids)
Biological process (GO): cell adhesion; bicellular tight junction assembly
Cellular component (GO): plasma membrane; bicellular tight junction
Molecular function (GO): structural molecule activity
Source: RefSeq, a predicted model, not a curated record
GUACAGCUGCUCAGCUGCUCUCAUCUGCUGCAGGGUCAUGUUCAGAUAUUCAUUCAGAUAGCUCUGAUUUUAAAUGCAAGCUUUUUUUGUUUGCUGAUUUCUUUUUCUUUCCCCCUCGCACUUCUCUUCCCCGCCCCCCCUUCCUAUUACACAGAGGGCUACAGCCUUGGCUACGAAGCUACCAACCGGUUACACUCAUUUACAAGAGAGAAACGGGCAGACAAAAGGUGACAGCAGAUAAUCAUCAUGGCAUCAGCAAGUCUGCAGUUCUUCGCUUUUAUUCUGGCUUUGUUUGGUGUUUUUGGAGGUAUCACAGCCACCUUGCUACCAAACUGGAAGGUAAAUGCAGAUGUUGGUUCAAAUAUCAUAACAGCUAUAACACAGAUGCAAGGACUUUGGAUGGACUGCACAUGGUACAGCACUGGGAUGUUUAGCUGUACCCUGAAAUACUCUGUUCUCUCUCUCCCCGUCUACAUCCAGGCUGCACGGACCACCAUGGUACUGUCUUGUAUCCUAUCAGCCUUUGGGAUCUGCAUCAGUACAGUUGGAAUGAAAUGCACCAAGUUGGGAGGGGACACUGACAGCAAAAGUCACGCUUGUUUUGCUGGAGGAGUGUGCUUCAUUCUUGCAGGAAUCUUUGAAUUAGUACCAACAUCCUGGUACACGAGAGAAAUUAUUUCAAAUUUUCUGGACCAGACCAUUCCAGAGAGCAGUAAACAUGAACCAGGAGGAGCGGUUUAUACAGGAUUCAUUUCAGCCGCAUUUCUGCUUAUCGCAGGUGUGAUCUUCUGCACUUCCUGUUUUAAAAAGCAGCAAGGAGCAUGGAUUUACCCUCCAAAGCAGCACCAUUUCCCAUCCACAGAGCAGGACAGCAACGCAGGUUACAACCUGAAGGACUAUGUGUAA